AUGUCUCUCUACAUCGAGGCAGCACGAAUCAUCCAGCGCCCGCGCUAUGGCGGCCUCCGCGGCGCAGUCUUCUCAGACGCCUCAAUCAAGUCCCGCCCCGAGCAGCUGUACGCACUGAUAAUCGAGUCCCUCAAGCACCAGGAGAUCAUCAAUGAGGUCCUCGACAAGUCUGGGCUGCUCGAGAUUGAGAAGAAACUCACGCACGCCCUCGCUCUCGUCCUCGUCCACGACUUCCUCUUCAACAAAGGCGGCAUCGCUACCUCCACGGGCCCGCUCAAAGAGUCCAUCCUGCGGCACAAAGCCCGCCUCACCUCCGAAUUCACGCGCGCCCGCCUCCGCCGCGGCUACUCCACCAUCAACGCCCUCCUCGCCGCCGCCAACGCAACAUCAAUGCGCUUCCCGCGCUGGGUUCGCGUCAACACGCUCAAGACCACCGUCGCAGACGUCCUUGCCCGACACUUCAAGGACCACAAACCUGUGCGCCUGUUUGAGGAGCUCCUGAGCGAGGAUAUGACGCAGGAGACGGUCUAUGUGGACGAGUUUAUACCGGGCCUACUCGGCUUCCCGGCGAGUACGGAGCUGAUUGGCCAUGCGUUGGUGGCCGACGGGACGCUGUUUAUGCAGGACCGUGCAUCGUGUUUUCCGGCGGCGCUGCUGGCGCCCCCCGAAGGAGCGGUGGUGGUCGAUGGGACGGCGGCGCCGGGGAAUAAGACGACGCAUCUGGCGGCGAUUGUGGGCAAGAGCGGGAGGGUGCUGGCGUUUGAGAAGGACCCGAAGCGGGCGAAGACGUUGGAGAUGAUGGUGGGGAAGGCGGGCGCGGAGAAGAUCGUAGAGGUUCGCGCGGGGGCCGACUUCUUGCUGUCGGAUCCGUGGAGCGAGACGGAAAAGGAGGGGCUCGCGAAGGUGUCGCAUAUACUGCUGGACCCGAGCUGCAGUGGGAGCGGCAUUGUUGAGCGGAACGAGUACUCGUAUAUACCGAAGACCGCGGCCCCGCCGCCAGCCCCGACUAGCCGCGCAGGUAAGCUGAAGAAGCGCAAAGCCGGCGAUAAAGAAGAAACAGCAUUCGUCAAACCCCUCUCCAAGAAGGAAGAAGAAGAGGUCGUAAAACAGGCCGAGGCAGAAGAGGAGCGCCUCCGCUCCCUAUCAACCUUCCAGACCCGCAUCAUCAAGCACGCCAUGCGCUACCCGGCCGCGCGCUACAUCAGCUACAGCACGUGCUCCGUCCACGCACAGGAGAACGAGCAGGUCGUCAUGGCGGUGCUCAACUCUGAGGUUGCGAAGCGGCGGGGGUGGCGCGUGCAGAAGAGGGAGCAGACGGGGUUUAGGCAUUGGCCGCGCCGGGGGCUGGUGGAGGAGUGUGGUGGCGAUGAGGGGGUCGCGGAGGGGUGUAUCAGGUUUGAUCCGUGGGGGGAUGGCGGGAUCGGGUUUUUCGUGGUGCUGUUUGUGAGGGAUGGGAGCGUGGAUGGGUAUGUGCAUGUUGAGGAGGAGAAGGCGGAGGAGGAGGACGAAGAGUGGGGGGGCAUUGUUGACGAGGAGGAAGAGGGGGAGGGCGGCGGGGCGGCGGGGAUGAAGAGGAAAUUUGGGGAGGGGGAUGGGGCUGUGAGGAAGGUGCAGAGGAGGGAGGGGGCGGGGUCGGGGUCGGGGUCGGGGGACGGCGCGGCGAAGAGGAAGAGGCCCGUUGUGGAGAGGGAGGGCGGGAAGGGGGGGAAGGGGGGGAAGGUGAGGAAGGUGGUGGAGUUUGCGGGGGGCGUGAAGGAGGGGGAUGGUGCCGCGGCCGCGGGGGGAGGGAAGAAGGGGAAGGGGCCGCAGGAGAAGAUGAUUCGUCCGAGACGGCUGAUGGGGGCGGGGUGGAAGUAG
Molecule: messenger RNA, 1857 nt
Organism: Morchella sextelata
Lineage: Eukaryota; Fungi; Ascomycota; Pezizomycetes; Pezizales; Morchellaceae
Exons: 2
Coding region: 1-1857 (618 amino acids)
Biological process (GO): rRNA base methylation
Cellular component (GO): nucleolus
Molecular function (GO): methyltransferase activity
Source: RefSeq, a predicted model, not a curated record